This is a messenger RNA of Tripterygium wilfordii, 578 nucleotides long. RefSeq lists its product as uncharacterized. The transcript has 4 exons. The record is from RefSeq and is a predicted model, not a curated record. The coding region runs from base 122 to 403 and encodes 93 amino acids. NCBI's taxonomy places the organism in Eukaryota, Viridiplantae, Streptophyta, Magnoliopsida, Celastrales, Celastraceae.
UCUCACUCUCACUCUACGCCUUGUUGUUAGCUUUCAGAUAUCCAAGAGGAGUUUCCUUGAUAGUUGAUACCGCGUUUUCCGUUUUUUCUCAGUUUAUAAUUUGUGUUUCAGGAAACCAAUUAUGCCGUCGCUUCAAACUGCACUACCUCCUGAACUCGCCGACAAUGUUAUCAGACUUUAUCGUGAGUGCCUCCGAAGAGCAAAGUAUAUUGGUCACCAGCAACAUAAUACACCAUUACUUGUUCAAAUGGUCGGGCAACAAUUUAAAAGGCACAAGCAUGAGACUGAUCCAGAGAAGAUUCAAAAGUUGAAGGAUUAUGCUGCAAGAGGACUUAUAAAUCAUAUACUACACGAGUCAGAGAGAUUAUUGUCUGGUCGUAAAUUCAACAAGGACGGCUCUUGAUUUCUCUAGAGAUUCUCCUUUCUGAGAUCCAGCUUUCACUGUUGAGUGCAUUAAUAAUGUAGAAUUUGCAGUGCUUCAUUGGUGUUGUUUUUCUCGACUCUUGCAUUAAAAAUAACCUCAGGGAAUGAACUUUCUGUGAGUUAUACACUAAUGGUGUAUUACAGUUGAAAAUGAC